Molecule: messenger RNA, 725 nt
Organism: Macrobrachium nipponense
Lineage: Eukaryota; Metazoa; Arthropoda; Malacostraca; Decapoda; Palaemonidae
Product: utrophin-like
Exons: 6
Coding region: 84-725 (213 amino acids)
Source: RefSeq, a predicted model, not a curated record
AAGCCAUUGCUGAUCCAACUCUGCAAGUGGAUCCUGUUCAGGUUCAGUCUGAAUUAGCAGUCCAACAAGAAGUGUUGAAGAAAAUGCAGAAACAAGUCGAAGUAUACCAUAGUCAAGGUAAAACUGAGGCAGCUGUAAGACUAGAGGACCAAGUGACUCAUCUCUUGAAAAAGUAUGAGGAGAUUGAAAUGAAGCUACGCUUGGUACAGAAACCAAGUGACUUUGAUGAACGCUUAGAAAAUGUUUCCAAACAGUUGAAAGACAUUCAUGAAAAAGUGCACCUCACCUCUGUUGGAUCAGGAAACCCAGAUGUAAUACAGGAACAGCUAAAUCAGUGCAUGCUUGGUGGUGCUGUCACAGAGCAAAGAGGAACUCUUGAAAGGACACUACGCCAUAGUCGUAAAGUGCAGAAAGAUGCUGGUCAUUUAGAAGAAUGGCUGACAACCACUGAGAGUGAGCUUGAUCAGAGGGAGGCUACAGUUCCUACAAAAUGCAUACAAGCAGAAUUACAUUUUGCACAGCAUGCAAUUGAUGACCUUGGGCGCAAGAAGCCCUUGCUGACAGGUCUGCACGAGUCCUAUGCAGCCCUUACCUCUGUGUGUGAUGACUCAACAGUUCUGCAACCUGUUAAAGAGCAAGUUGAUGACAUUGCUCUAACUUGGGGGAGAGUCAGCACUAGGCUGACAAACAGGCUUAAGAAUAUGCAGCUGAAAAGUAUGGUGUAA